AUGAAGCAUAUGGAAAUGAAAUAUAAUAUUACAUAUUACAAGUUGUUCAAAUUAAUAACAAAUAUCUUCCCAGAUUGCCAAACCAUGGUGCAUCGUCACGUUGCCCUCCUAACAUUUCCAGCCCGGGGCGCUACGAACCCAUCGCUCCAACUUGCCAAGAACCUUGUAAAGUUGGGAGUGAAGGUGACCUUUGUUUCCAGCGUCUCUGCGCAACGUCACAUACCCAAAUCCCCUUCUUUACCACAAGGCUUAACCAUACUAGCCUUCUCCGAUGGCUAUGAUGAUGGAAUCAAAUUGAGCGAUGAUCAGGACCGUUUCAGGUCUGAGCUCAAGAAUCGCGGCUCCAAAGCCCUGUCUCAGCUGUUCACCACCAGCAUAGAGGAAGGCUACCCAGUAACAGGUCUUGUCUAUCCCAUGACUCUAAGUUGGGCAGCAGACGUGGCGCGUGCCUUCAACAUACCAUUCGCAGUUUUUUGGGUUCAACCAGCCUGUAUUUUUAACAUCUACUUCCAUUAUUUUAAUGAAUAUGGUGACUCCAUUAGAAAGAUUAGCAGUGACCCCUCGUGCUCUAUUCAGUUGCCGGGGCUCCCAGUGCUCACUAGUCACGACCUUCCUACAUUUUUGCUCCCCUCAAAUACAUUUAGUUUCGGAUUAACAUCAAUGAAGGAGCAGUUAGAUGCACUCAACGAAGAAGCCAACCCAAUUGUGCUUGUAAACACCUUCGAUGCAUUAGAAACAGAGGCAUUAAGGACCAUUGGAAAGUACAACUUGCUUUCUAUAGGACCAUUGGUUCCAUCAACAUUCUUGGAUGGAAGCGGUCCCCGUAAUACUAGUUUUGAAGGCAACCUUAGACAGAAGUCACUGGAUUAUAUGGAGUGGUUAGAUUCCAAGCCUCAGUUGUCCGUUGCUUACGUAUCAUUUGGAAGCUUUAUUACAUUGUCAAAGCAACAAAUGGAGGAGAUUGCUCGUGGGCUGAUGGAGAGUGAUCGGCCAUUCUUGUGGGUGAUAAGAGCCCUAGAGUUUGGCGAAAGCCAAGAAGACAAAUUAAGUAACAGAGAAGAAUUAGAAAAGCGAGGUCUGAUAGUGCCAUGGUGUUCCCAAGUGGAUGCCAAGAAAUGGAAGAAUUUGGCAAGGGAAGCUGUAGAGGAUGGUGGAUCUUCUAACAUAAAUCUCAGGACUUUUGUGGAUGGAGUUAAAAACGUGUGA
This is a messenger RNA of Thlaspi arvense, 1206 nucleotides long. The record is from the annotation of a GenBank genome assembly. Lineage: Eukaryota; Viridiplantae; Streptophyta; Magnoliopsida; Brassicales; Brassicaceae.